Molecule: messenger RNA, 3147 nt
Organism: Alnus glutinosa
Lineage: Eukaryota; Viridiplantae; Streptophyta; Magnoliopsida; Fagales; Betulaceae
Exons: 3
Coding region: 1-3147 (1048 amino acids)
Source: RefSeq, a predicted model, not a curated record
AUGGCGGAAGGUACAAGAGUACGGGAGUUGCAGCAGCAAAUGGAGAGCGCAAAAGGGAUGUGGGAGAUUUCUCAAAGCCAGCAAGCUCAAAUGCAAAGUCAACAAACGCAGAUGCAUUAUCAGAUUAAUCAACACAGAGUGGACAUCAAGGAUUUAUCGUCGAAGAUGGAUCAACUCUUGGAGGUGAUGUUGGCACGGAACUCGGUUCCUGGAAUGGAAACGCCGGCAUUUGUGCAACAGGGUCCUCUGGAGGGUCGGCAUACCCGGGAGACGGGAGAAUCAUCUUUCGGUUUUCCAAAAACUCGUUUUGGUAAUGGUCCGGAUGUUCAGGUCAGAAGCCUUAAACUGGAUUUUCCUCAUUUUGAUGGCGAAAAUGUUUCAGGUUGGUUGUUUAAAGUCAAACAAUUUUUUGAUUUUAGCAAUACACCUAUUGAAUAUAAGGUUCGCAUGGCUUCAUUUUAUAUGGAAGGGGAUGCCUUAGUGUGGUUUCAAGAUGCGUCUGACUUAGGAUUGUUCAUGUCUUGGGAAGCCUUCGAAUCAGCUAUCCAAGUUCGUUUUGGUCCUAAUUGUUAUGAUGACCCAAUGGAGGCUCUCACUCGUUUGAGACAGACCUCUUCUAUUGCCAUCUAUAAAACUCAGUUUGAGAGGCUUUCGAAUAGAUUGAAAGGGCUUUCUGAAGGGUAUAAAUUGAGUUGUUUUUUAAGUGGGUUAAGGGAUGAGAUAAGAUUUCCUUUAAGGUUGUUGAAACCUGGAACUUUGAAUGAAGCCUUUGGGUUGGCUAAGAUUCAGGAAGAGUUUGUCUUGACUAGCAGAAAGAAUUAUAGGAGUAGUGGGAGUGAUUCUACUGAAGUGGGUUUUCCUGUGGGAAAGGAAAAACCAGCAUUGCAAGUCCAGCGUAUCACCCCAGCUCAGAUGGAAGAAAGACGCCAGAAGGGUCUUUGUUAUUAUUGUGAUGAAAAAUACAAUGCUCCUCAUAGGUGUCAAAGGGGGAAGGUGUUUCUCAUGGAGGGUUGUGAGUUGAUUAGUGAUGAGCAUUGGAUGAUUCCUGAAAGUGAAGGUACAGAUAAUUCUGGGGGAGAUUACAAGUUACAAAAUGAAGUAGUAGAAGAGACACAACCAGAGAUAUCAUUACAUGCAAUCACGGAUCCAGUGGUGGUUGCAAAACUUCAGGUAGUUAUUCAUAAAGAUAGUAGAUUGGCUGUUAAGGUGGCUAAUGGACAGAUAGUUCAUAUUGAAGGGUAUUCUCUAGCAUUACCAGUGAAGGUCCAGGGCACAAAUUUUUCAGCUGAAUUCUAUCUUUUGCCUUUGGGAGGCUGUGACAUGGUGCUGGGAAUUCAAUGGUUGAGAUCACUUGGUCCCAUUCUUUGGGAUUUUUCCAAGCUAACCAUGGAAUUCUCUUUAUUCACUAAGAGAGUGUUGUGGAAAAGACUUCCUCCUACUGAUUCAGUGUGGGAGGAUGGUCAUAUCUUUUCUAGAAUUCCUAAAGCUAAACAGAAGGGUUUAGUUUUACAAAUGGUUGCAUCCGUAGCUCAUGCAGAUUCACAUAACUUAAUUCAGCCACAGCAGAACCCUUUGGUGGCAGAAUUAUUGCAGGAAUUUGCAGCAGUUUUUGAGGAGCCUAAAGGCUUACCUCCGGUGCGUUCUCAUGACCACCAAAUUGUCCUGAAGGAAGGAACUCAACCUAUAUGCGUUAGGCCAUACCGCUAUCCCCAUUAUCAAAAAGGGGAGAUUGAGAAAAUAGUGAAAGAACUCUUAGAUUCAGGUGCAAUUCGGCCUAGCCAAUCACCAUUCUCUUCUCCAGUGCUAUUGGUUCGCAAGGCCGAUGGGAGUUGGCAAAUGUGCAUGGAUUACAGGGCUGUGAAUCAAGCUACGGUCAAUGAUAAGUUUCCUAUUCCAGUAGUUGAUGAACUACUUGAUGAAUUAUAUGGAGCCAAAAUUUUUUCUAAGCUGGAUCUUCGGUCCGGUUACCAUCAGAUUAGAGUGAAGCCUGAUGAUGUGCAUAAGACAGCUUUUAGAACCCAUGAGGGUCAUUACGAGUUCUUGGUAAUGCCCUUUGGGCUAACCAAUGCACCUUCCACUUUUCAGGGGCUUAUGAAUCAUGUUUUCAAGGCUCAUUUACGAAAGUUUGUAUUGGUUUUUUUUGACGACAUCCUAGUCUACAGCAAGGAUGAUCAGGAACAUUUGGUGCAUUUGAGGGUGGUUUUGGAGAUUCUAUUACACCAGAAACUGUUUGCUAAAGCAGUCAAGUGUAAAUUUGCUUGUAAAGAGGUGGAAUAUCUCGGCCAUGUGAUCUUGGCUGAAGGGGUUAAGGCUGAUCUGGCUAAGAUAGAGAGUAUGAUAAACUGGCCAAUUCCUAAUUCUUUGAAAUCUUUAAGGGGUUUCCUUGGACUCACGGGCUAUUACAGAAAGUUUAUCAAGGGCUAUGGUCAAAUAGCAGCCCUUCUUACAUCCUUAUUAAAGAAGGAUUCCUUCCUUUGGUCGCCAGAGGCCACAGAUGCAUUUAACAAUCUUAAACAGGCAGUUUCCUCACCUCCUGUGUUGGUAUUACCGGAUUUCAUUAAGCCCUUCAUUAUUGAGUGUGAUGCUUCCGGGGUGGGCAUUGGGGCUGUGCUUAUGCAAGCUUCUAAACCUAUAGCCUUUUUCAGCAAGGCUCUUAAAGGCAAAGCUCUUCAUCUUUCCACUUAUGAAAAGGAGUUGUUGGCUCUAGUUUCGGCAGUAAAGAAGUGGAGGCCCUAUUUGCCAGGGCAAUCUUUCAGAAUAAAAACUAAUCAUCAGAGUUUGAAAUUUCUGCUAGAACAGAAAGUUGGUACACCUACUCAGCAAAAAUGGAUCACAAAGUUGUUGGGGUAUGAUUUCACUAUCGAGUAUAAGGCAGGAAGAGAAAAUAUUGUGGCUGAUGCUUUGUCAAGAAAGAUAGAAGAUGAAGAAGUAUCUCAGCAGGAUGGCCAACUCAUGUUAUUAACCCUUCCCAAUCCUGUUUGGGUGGAGGAUAUUAAAGCUAGUUAUGCACAUGAUCCUGCUAUCACUCAGAUUAUUCAGGACUUGAAGGCUGACAAUGCUAGUCAUACCUCCUUUACAUUCCAGAAUGGCCUGCUUUUGUAUAAGGGCAGGAUAUAUGUUGGUCUUGUAGAAUCUUUGAGGAACUGA